This is a messenger RNA of Zychaea mexicana, 1889 nucleotides long. Its product is annotated as WD40-repeat-containing domain protein. Bases 96 to 1847 code for a protein of 583 amino acids. Gene Ontology annotation, biological process: DNA replication-dependent chromatin assembly; nucleosome assembly. Gene Ontology annotation, cellular component: nucleus; CAF-1 complex. The record is from RefSeq and is a predicted model, not a curated record. Gene Ontology annotation, molecular function: protein binding. The transcript has 9 exons. NCBI's taxonomy places the organism in Eukaryota, Fungi, Mucoromycota, Mucoromycetes, Mucorales, Lichtheimiaceae.
UUUCAAAUCGUCGCCGCGUCGUUUCCUUAUUUAUACGCGUUAUUUUCUUCCCUUUUCUACACAGGCACACGCUAAAACAUAAUAAACACACAGUAAUGCGAGCCAAGACGUUGGAAAUCAACUGGCACGAUGGACAAGCCAUCUACUCUGUCGAUUUCUCUUCUGACGGAACACGAAUGGCCAGCGCAGGCGCAGACACUUCUGUUCGGUUGUGGAGCAUGAAGAGACGACCCGAAGUCAAACUAGAUAAUAGCAACAAGAAAAGCUUUGAGAAGAAGAUCGAGUCAUUUCCAGUACAUAUAGAUUUCUUGUCUGAAUUGAAACGUCAUGCUGCUCCCGUCAACGUGGUUCGGUUUUCGCCGUCAGGAGAAUAUCUUGCUUCAGCAGGGGACGAUUCAUGUGUGAUUUUAUGGAAAAAGGCGUUGACACAAGAGUCAGCUUUUGGAAGAGAAUAUGCCGAAUUUGAAAAGGAAACCUGGUCUGUAGUGCAAUUGUUUCAUGGACACAGCAAAGAAAUCUAUGAUUUAGCGUGGUCCCCGUGCAGUCAAUUCUUCAUUACAGCAUCUAUUGACAAUACAGCACGCAUAUGGAGUAUUAGUACGCGGAGCGCCAUUCACGUUCUUACAGACCACACCCAUUAUGUACAAGGCGUAACUUGGGAUCCAAUGGGACAAUAUGUUGCAACGCAAAGUAGUGAUAGAUCUGUGGCUAUAUACAAAUAUCGCAAGGAAGGACCGAAUCGGUUAAAACUGAGCGGCUGCUCAAAACGACAUCAUCGCAUGAACAAACCUAAACCAGCUGCAGCUAUGAACGAAGAUGUGGCACCAACAACAACUACUAUAACAGCAGCUCCAACUGCUUCUUCUACUGCAACCACAGUGCCAUCGUUUCGCAUGUACCACGAUGAAAAUCUAGUGACUUUCUUCCGGCGCCUCUCAUUCAGUCCUGAUGGAGCAUUUCUGGUCACACCUGCAGGAUUGUGCAAGAGCUUGGAUACUGCGAUAGCUACCACAACCACUAACAAUAAUAAUACUACUACUACCAGCGACUCUGCUAUUACUACUACUAAUAUUACUACAACAGCAACAACAACAAAUGGCAAUAGCAAUGAAGAGGAAGGGGAUGAUCUUGCAAACUGCGCCUACUUAUACCCUCGGAAUACACUGCUAAAACACCCAAUGGCGUACACAAGUAACCACAACAAACCGUCGAUCGCAAUCCGAUGGUGUAGUGAUACAUAUGAGCUCCGCUCGUCUGCCAAGCGAAGCAUGUUCGGAUUGCCGUAUCGAUUGAUCUAUGCUGUUGCAAGCCAAGAUGCCGUGUAUAUCUACGAUACCCAACAAGCAAUACCGCUGUGUGUCAUUUCGGGCAUGCAUUUUGCACCUAUCACAGACAUUGCAUGGUCUCAUGACGGAAGCAUACUUGUUUUUUCAUCUGCAGAUGGUUAUUGCUCGGCAGUUGUUUUUGACGAGAAUGAACUUGGCAAGGCAAAUGCACGAAAACCAACUAUGGAUAUUGCUGCUGCAACCACUGCUACCACAACGACGUCGACCAUGACUGCUGGUGGUCCUUCCGAGGAACAUGAUAUUGAAAUGAUGGAUAUUACCUCUCCUCCGGAGAAACAGCCACGGCCAGUAAAUAUCUUGACUAGCUUAAUCAAGCCAGCGGAAAAAAGGAGCAUGCAAGUCACAAGUAAUACGCAAAAGAAACGGCGGAUUGCACCCACGUUGAUUAGCACCAUCACUACUAGCAGCAGCAGCACUACUACUGCUACCGCCUCAUCAUCAUCUUCAUCACAAUCAUCUUCAUUGCCAUCAUCGUCUUUAUCGUCACAAUCAAUUUCGUAAAGCCAAAAACAAUUUAAUUACACAAAAAGAAGAAAAAAAAGA